Molecule: messenger RNA, 414 nt
Organism: Pieris macdunnoughi
Lineage: Eukaryota; Metazoa; Arthropoda; Insecta; Lepidoptera; Pieridae
Source: the annotation of a GenBank genome assembly
AUGUUGUCGAGAAGAGAGCAACUAUAUCAGCAGCCAUGGAAAGAGAGGAAAUUUCAGGAUCACAGGUCUAAGGUGAAAUCAGCGUUACCUGCCAUAGAUGACAGAGCUCCAGCGUCUCGCCCGCACGUUGUUACUAAACUGAAGAAAGUCCAAAGAGAAAUGGACCGUAAGACCAAGAUACAAAAUGAGAAUUUCAGUCUCCUCCAGCGGCUCAGCGCAAUAAUGAAAGUGAACAGGCUGGAUAAUCACUGGACUAAACCGUUGCCUAAUUUCCAGCACAAAGUGGGCCAAUUUUACGAUGUGAAUUCGCUUAACACAAGAUUAGCAUCAAGAUACGCUGAUUCAGUGCAGGAGUCCUAUCACAGCGGGGUUAAAUGCUACGCAUGCGAGCUAAAGAAAAUGGUAGGUAUCUAA